AUGGGCAAGCAGGGCAAAGGCAAGCUCAGGACUGCCCUUGCGAACCACCAGGCGCGGUCGCACCAGCGCCAGCAGGAGAAGCAGCGUUCUGAAGCGCUGGAGCAUGCGCAGAAGCGCAAGAUGGCGUCGAUGGGCGGGCGCCCCAGGUCGCACAAGCCCAAGCACGUCGCGCCUUUCCAAAAAGACGACUCGAUUCUGCUCGUCGGCGAGGGCAACUUUUCGUUCACGCUCGCGUUGCUAAGCGAGCCGCACUGUCACCCGCCCCACCAGAUCCUUGCGACGAGCUUUGACACAGAAGAGGAGGUGUGCGCAAAAUACCCCGACGCCCGCGACAUCCUCGCGCAGAUCCGCGCCAAGGCGGGCGCCAAUGCACAGAAUAUCCUUGCGUUUGGCGUGGACGCAGGUGCACUGGAAAAGUGCAGCAAGCUUGCCGGGGGACCGGGCGUGUCGCCCCGCCGCUGGAGCAAGGUGUGGUUCGGCUUUCCGCACGUCGGCGCCGGGCACAAGGACGAGCAGCGCAACGUGCUUGCCAACCAGCUCCUUAUCCUGCGCUUCCUCGUGUCUGUCGCGCCCUACCUUACGCGCGGCCCCGUGCCCGCGUAUGCUGCGAACGAAAAGCGCAAGCCGCGGCACGACAGCGACGACGAGAGCGGCGACGAGGUCGACGACGAGACCGCCGCGUUCCUCGCGUCGAUUCCCGAGGCGGACGACGAGCGCCCCCUCACGCCGCCUGCGCGACAGGGCUCUGUUCUGAUUACGCUGCGCAACGUGCCCCCGUAUACGCUGUGGAAUGUGCCGAUGCUCGCGCGGCGCCUGCGCAGCGUCGUCGGCCCGAUUGCGUCGUCGGCGCCUGCGCUGCCGAAGCACAUGCACGCGCCAACGGUCGCCGACGUGGACCGUGUCGGUGCGUCGUACAUUGUGUGGCGCAGCUUCGAGUUCCACCCUGCGGACUGGAAGGCGUAUAGUCACCGGCGCACGGUCGGCUGGAUCGACGGCGUGAGCACCUCGCAGAACGAGGACCUGCUGCGGCGCCCCAACCUCGCGCCGCAGCAUGGCAAGCACGUCGGCACCGGCGAGUGCCGGACAUGGGAGGUGGCGUUGCAAACGUAG
This is a messenger RNA of Malassezia japonica, 1110 nucleotides long. Its product is annotated as 25S rRNA (uracil(2634)-N(3))-methyltransferase. Gene Ontology annotation, biological process: rRNA base methylation. The record is from RefSeq and is a predicted model, not a curated record. Lineage: Eukaryota; Fungi; Basidiomycota; Malasseziomycetes; Malasseziales; Malasseziaceae. The coding region runs from base 1 to 1110 and encodes 369 amino acids. Gene Ontology annotation, cellular component: cytoplasm. The transcript has 2 exons. Gene Ontology annotation, molecular function: rRNA (uridine-N3-)-methyltransferase activity.